AUGGUCACCAAGGUUGAGGCUUCCAAAUGGAGGCUGAGUGACUUGGAGAUGCGUGAGACGGUCGGCACCGGGACUUUCGGGCGAGUACGCUUGGUGAGGCACAAGGGAACAGGCCAAUACGCGGCCCUCAAGAUCCUCAAGAAGCAGGAGGUACUCCGAAUGAAACAGGUUGACCACGUGAUGGCGGAGGCAAGUCUUCUCCAGGAGAUCGAUCACCCUUUCAUUGUUAACAUGCUACGGGGAUACAUGGACAAGAACCGGCUGUACAUUCUUCUCGAAUACGUGGUAGGCGGCGAGCUGUUCUCGCAUCUCCGCAAGGCCGGCAAGUUUCCUAAUGAUGUAUCGAAGUUCUACUGCGCGGAGGUGAUCCUAGCGUUUGACUACUUGCACAGCAAGACAAUCGUUUACCGCGAUCUGAAACCGGAGAACAUCCUCCUCGACCAGGACGGCAAUAUAAAGAUUACAGAUUUUGGUUUCGCAAAGCGCGUGGCGGAGCGUACGUUUACGCUUUGCGGCACACCCGAGUACCUAGCCCCCGAGAUCAUUCAGAGCAAGGGGCACAACAAGGCUGUCGACUGGUGGGCGCUGGGGAUCCUGCUCUACGAAAUGCUGGUUGGCUACCCACCGUUCUUCGACGACAGCCCGAUGAAAAUUUACGAAAAGAUCCUUGUAGGCAAGGUUCUCUUCCCGCGGUGGGUAGACUCAAAGGCCCGAGACUUCAUCAAGGGCCUUCUGUCCCUCGAUCCCACGAAGCGUCUCGGCAAUCUGCCCAACGGUGCCGAGGACAUCAAGAACCACAAGUACUUUGCGGAAGUGGACUGGAACGUAGUGCUGUCCAAGAAGAUCCCCGCGCCAAUCCCGGUGCGGCAGCACAAGGAAGGUGACACCCACUACUUCGACAAAUACCCCGACAGCCCACUCAACGCUUUUCGGACUUUGACUGCAUCACAGCAGGAUUGCUUCGCCAAUUUCUGCAACGGCCAGUAUACGGACGACUAG
Messenger RNA from Leishmania braziliensis MHOM/BR/75/M2904, 999 nucleotides. RefSeq names its product protein kinase A catalytic subunit. The transcript has a single exon. Bases 1 to 999 code for a protein of 332 amino acids. Gene Ontology annotation, molecular function: ATP binding; cAMP-dependent protein kinase activity. Gene Ontology annotation, cellular component: cAMP-dependent protein kinase complex. The record is from RefSeq and is a predicted model, not a curated record. NCBI's taxonomy places the organism in Eukaryota, Euglenozoa, Kinetoplastea, Trypanosomatida, Trypanosomatidae. Gene Ontology annotation, biological process: signal transduction; peptidyl-serine phosphorylation.